ACUGCAGCUAAAGCUUCUAAAAGAAUCUCUGCUGAAGUGAGUAAGAGACAACGAACUAGAGAGGAGAAGGAGGAGGAGAAGUUGGGUAGACUCGCAACCGAUAUAUCUACCACGGACGGAGUUCAAGUAUCCUGCAAGGACGGAGCUGCUGCUCAGGGUUUCAAGCGUAUCCAAGCACACAAGUCUGGUCCUUGGGACUUUGAAAAUAUUCAGUUCGGGCAGGACUUGUCCGGUCAUCACAGUGGUCCUAUCUGGUGUAUGAAGUUCUCAUUGUGUGGUAGAUUACUCGCAACUGCAGGACAGGAUUGUAUCCUACGGAUCUGGGUUCUACGGGAUAAACAUGGAUACUUCAGUGAUAUGAGACGAAGGUACCAGGUGGAACACGAGGGUAUAUCAGAUGAUCAGGUUCACCAGGAUCAAAUUACUCAGGGUUAUCUAGAAUCAGAAGACUCACAGGGCCAUAUUUUUAUGGACAGACCCUUCGUAACCUACACAGGGCACACCAGCGACCUGCUGGACAUCUCCUGGUCCAGCAACUUCUUCAUCCUCACCUCAUCUAUGGACAAGACAGUCAGGCUUUGGCAUAUCUCCAGGAAAGAAUGUCUGUGUGUAUUCCAACAUAUCGAUUUUGUCACUGCCAUCGGGUUUCAUCCCAGGAACGACAAGUUCUUCAUCAGCGGGUCCCUGGACGGCAAGAUUAGGUUGUGGAACAUCCCGGAUAAGAAAGUUGCGCUCUGGAACGAGGUUGACGGUCAGACCAAGCUGAUCACAGCUGCUAACUUCUGUCAGAACGGGAAGUUUGCUGUUGUGGGGACCUAUGACGGGCGGUGUAUAUUUUAUAGUACGGAUCAGCUCAAGUAUCAUACAACUAUACAUGUGAGGUCUGCCAGGGGCAAGAAUUCUAGAGGGAGGAAGGUUACUGGGAUCGAACCAAUGCCAGGAGAGGAUAAGAUCCUAGUGACCUCUACGGAUAGUAGAAUACGUCUCUACGAUCUCCGGGAUCUCAGUUUAAUCUGCAAAUACAGAGGAUACACAAACCUAUCUAGUCAGAUCAGAGCUUGCUUCAGCCCAGACGGAAGGUAUGUGAGUGCUGGUAGUGAGAAUCACUGUGUAUAUCUGUGGUCAAGUGUCCAUGUUCCCUCCUCUCUAACUGCUAGGAAGGAUAGGAACAAUUACUACGAGGCAAUAAAGGCCCACAAUGCAGCUGUAACGUGCACAUUAUUCGCCCCUGUUCCUGAGCUUGUGUUUGAGGCUGUGGAGCGAGGUCGUGAGGCUGCAGGUCGACUCAGGGAGAAGGAAGGAGUUGACCCAGUAGGCGACAAGGAACCUUUAACAGGAUAUGCGGUCAUCUCAGGAGAUUAUGACGGGGAUAUUAAGGUUUUCAUCAAGGAAGGAAAGAAGAAAACCUCUCUGCCAAGACAUUGAAAACCGGGCUCAUGUUCAUGUGAUUAUUUUAUGCAGGUAUGCUAGGCAUGCAUUCCUUGUGAUAUAUUAUUUAUAAAAUUUGUUUAUAUUUCUAUUAUUUUAUACCCAUCUACCCUAAAUAUGAUUAAAUAUAAUAUGUAUUAUAAAAUUUACAAUAAAAUGUUGCUAGACUUAAUAUUGGUUAAAAUAGAGAAUCCUGUAUUCUA
This is a messenger RNA of Eurytemora carolleeae, 1631 nucleotides long. RefSeq names its product WD repeat-containing protein 44. NCBI's taxonomy places the organism in Eukaryota, Metazoa, Arthropoda, Copepoda, Calanoida, Temoridae. The record is from RefSeq and is a predicted model, not a curated record. Gene Ontology annotation, molecular function: protein binding.